UUGGUUGGCAGCAGUGAAGAUGGCGGCGUCAGGGAGGAGUACAUUAUUAUCCUCCAACAACAGUGGACUAAACAGCACAGCCGAACAACCAAACACUGAAGACGAAGAUGGACAGGAUUUAUGGUCUGCUAUUCUGAGCGAAGUAUCGACUCACUCCAGAUCUAAACUACCGUCCGGGAAAAAUGUGCUGGUCAUGGGGGAGGUGGGUUCGGGGAAGACCACCCUGGUUGCUAAAUUACAGGGUGUGGAGGACUUCCUGAAGGGGCGUGGCCUGGAAUACCUCUACUUUAGUGUCCAUGACGACGACAUUGACGACCAAACCAGGUGUAAUGCCUGGGUGUUAGAUGGGGAUCUGUACCAUAAAGGUCUGCAGUCUGUUGCCGUGCAACGAGAGGCGCUUGGUGACUCGUUGCUAUUGAUUACUGUGGACCUGUCGCGGCCGUGGGUCGCCAUGGAAUCGCUUCAGAAGUGGGCGGCUGUCGCUAGGGAACAUAUCGACAAGCUCCGGGUCCCCCCGGAAACACUGAGGGAGCUGGAGAACAGAAUGGCCAGACAGUUCCAGGAGUAUGUGGAUCCUGGCUGGGAGGAGAGCGCCCCCCAGAGGAGGAGUGAGGAGGAGGAGAACGUUCUGCUGCCGCUCGGCGAAAACACACUCACACACAACCUGGGACUACCCAUGGUGGUGGUCUGCACUAAGUGUGAUGCCAUCAGUACGUUGGAGAAGGAGUAUGACUACAAAGACGAACACCUGGACUUCAUCCAGUCAUACAUCAGACGCUUCUGUCUACAGUACGGAGCAUCUCUGCUGUAUACGUCGGUUAAGGAGAUGAAGAAUGUGGAUGUUCUGUAUAAAUACCUGGUUCACAGACUCUACGGUUUCCCCUUCCACUACCCUGCUCAACUGGUGGAGAAAGACACAGUCUUCAUUCCGUCAGGAUGGGAUAAUGAAAAUAAGAUAUCUAUCCUCCAUGAGAACUUCCAAACGCUGAAACUAGACGACAUCUUUGAGGAGGUUAUCGUCAAACCGCCUGUCAGAAAGUUUGUUCAUGAGAAGGAGAUUCAGGCUGAAGAUGACCAGGUGUUUCUGCUCAAGCUGCAGUCGCUGCUCUCCAAACAGCCUCCUGCAUCUGCCGGACGACCAGGGGAGUCCAGCAGUAGUAGAGGUCCCAGUGGUUCCCCCAGGACCAGUAAUCGUUCAGCUGCAGCCAACGUAGCUAACACCAUGCCCCAAUCAGCAGGUCAGACCAGUGAGGGGGUGCUGGCUAACUUCUUCAACAGUCUUCUGACCAAGAAGGCCGGAGCAUCGCCGCCGGGCAACAGCACACCAGGGACUGUUCGCAAGUCAGGUUCUAAGCUGGGUCUGAGUGAUGUCCAGGCAGAGUUGGACAGGAUCAGCUGCAGAGAGAAUGAUGAGACCAACAACAGCAACACUAACAACCCUAACCCCAGUACUGAGACCAACGAAGAACAGACAUGAACAGACCACCUCCCUCUUCCUCCCCCCUACCUCACCCCCCCCCAGACCAUAUGUGAAGAGAACAAACCUCACCCUCCACCCCCCCAGACAUACCCCAAACCAGACCACAUGAAAAAUCCACCUCCCCUACCUUACCCCCUCCUCACACCCCCAGGCCAUACAUGAAGAGACCAGACCUCACUCUCCUCCCAUUCUCACCUCUCCUGACCCCUCCUCCUAACCCCCCAGUGAGACCACCACACACCAGAAAUGAAGACACGUCAGCCAUACCUCAUUCCCCAGACCAUACAUGAAGAGACCAGACCUCACCCCAACAGGCCAGAACAGAUUAGAUAUGAAGACCUUCUUCAGGAUGGAGAAGUAUGGGGAUGGAGAGGAGGGAGGAGGAAGAAGGGAGGAGGAAGAAGAGAGAGAUGGAGGGAGAGUGGGAGCAGAAGGGGGAGAGAGAUGGACAGGUAUGGGGAUAGAUGGAUGGAUGGAUAGAGAGAGAGAGAUGGACAGGUAUGGGGAUAGAUGGAAAGAGGGAGCAGGGGGGAGAGAGGGAGCAGGGGGGAGAGAGCGAUGGACAGGUAUGGGGAGAGAGGGAGCAGGAUGCAG
Molecule: messenger RNA, 2074 nt
Organism: Oncorhynchus masou masou (cherry salmon)
Lineage: Eukaryota; Metazoa; Chordata; Actinopteri; Salmoniformes; Salmonidae
Product: cytoplasmic dynein 1 light intermediate chain 1-like
Exons: 13
Coding region: 20-1477 (485 amino acids)
Biological process (GO): microtubule cytoskeleton organization; microtubule-based movement
Cellular component (GO): centrosome; cytoplasmic dynein complex
Molecular function (GO): dynein heavy chain binding
Source: RefSeq, a predicted model, not a curated record